Messenger RNA from Protopolystoma xenopodis, 1617 nucleotides. The record is from the annotation of a GenBank genome assembly. NCBI's taxonomy places the organism in Eukaryota, Metazoa, Platyhelminthes, Monogenea, Polystomatidea, Polystomatidae.
AUGUACUAUAUCCACGCUUCCUUCGAUUAUGUGGUCCUGGAAGAGCAGUGCUCUAAAUUAGGAUGCUUAUCUAUAGGAAUUUUACUGACUGCCAAGUUACGUAAUAUUGCUCAAGGUAGCUUUUUUCUGAGAACUCGUACUGGCAGAUCUUCAUCAUUGUCUUCUGUUAAUGGACUCUCUACCUUUGGGUCGCUAAAACGCAGAGCUGAUAUUUCAUUACAGCCAUCAGAUAAUGCUGACACAUCAGUGUGUGGGCCGAUUACUGAUGAAUCAAUGUCUGAUCCCUCCUCUGCAGAUGCUAUUAGACGGGGCCGUCGAAAUCGUCUUGAACGAGGCGCCGAUGGAGAAAUGUUGUUGUACGACGGCAGCUCCGAAGACGAAGAUGAAGCUAAGGCUACAGAGGACAUGAAUAAGCCGAUGCUUCCCGGCAGUGAGGGCUAUGGUUCUGCCGUAUUAACUAGUGAAGAGUUAGCCCGAUCAGAUGAUGAACCUCUUUUGGCAGCCUCGAGGAGCCAAAAGCCUUCUGUUCGCCAGCGCCUUGGAAAAUCAUCUAGGAAAGACAAUGACAAUGAGUCCUGGAUCCCUGCUUUGACUGAAAAUCCAAGUAUAUCUGACAUAACUGACCUGGCGGGUCUCGGGUCUUGGCGCAAUCACAAUCUAUCUUCUUUCUCCCUUACAUCUGGUUCAUUUGGUCAGGUCCGCCAAAUGGCUGCCGCAGCUCAGUGGGAACGUCGUAAGGCAGCUGCACUCAAGGCUAGACAGGAAGUAAUGGCCCGCCUUGAACGAACUCGUGAAGCUCGUCACCGACUUGAAACAGCCAGGAAGCAACGUCUCGCCAAGCUAACCGGAGAGUUACGCGAGAUCAUGAAUCAGUUAAAUCAAGCCAGCCGACAGCCUCAAUCUAGAGCAGCCCAGGCAUCAUUAGUUGGUGAAACUGUACUCACUAUAGAUACAAAGGAGGCAGCGGAAGAGACUAUUGUAGAGCCAUGUGAUCCGGCUACAGAACCUUUGCCUCUUCUUAAUCGUAGCAAGCUAGUAGAAACGGCUAGGCGCCUACAAGUUGAACUGAAAAAACUGGAAGCAGAGAUGCGAUUAAGUGAUUCAAGUUUCAAGCAUGGAUUCACUUCAUCAGGCGCGGAAAAUGUUUCAUCGCCCGCAGUCAUUACAGCCGCGGUCACGAGUACUGGCGGUGGCAGCGGUUCACUUAACUCAGUCGGCAAAGCCUUGAUCUCUGUGCUACCAGAGUCGGUGGCUGCAGAGAGGCGAGAAGCUAUUGAAAAGGUUAAAAAUAGUUUGGUCAUUUUGCAAACUCAAUUAAAAGAAAAAACAAUCGCAUUGGCUUCCUCUGGCAUUGAAGCUGAUGCAGAAUCUGACGCCUCAAUUACGCAAUUGCGACGCGAGGUGGCCGAUUUCAAACGUCAACUCGUGAACCUGGAGACAAUCAAGCUUUCUGAUCUGGCUGCAGCCACUUUUGGUUCAGUCCGUUUACCUGGGAGAGUUCAGACUAAGCUUGAUAAACGACCGCGAACCCUAUACAUUACAGGUUUGGCUCCGAAGGAUACUGAUGCUUUCCUAAAUUCUCUGAAGCUCCAGCAGAUAACAAUCUACUUUAAAUGA